Molecule: messenger RNA, 1071 nt
Organism: Aureobasidium melanogenum CBS 110374
Lineage: Eukaryota; Fungi; Ascomycota; Dothideomycetes; Dothideales; Saccotheciaceae
Exons: 1
Coding region: 1-1071 (356 amino acids)
Cellular component (GO): nucleus
Source: RefSeq, a predicted model, not a curated record
AUGGCUCUUGUAGGCUACUCAGAUAGCGAAGGCUCUGACUCUGAGUCGCCGAAUGUCGCUCCCGUUCCUGCUGCUUCGAAACCCGCACCCAAGAAAGCAAACUUCCAAAAACUCGUCGACCCAUCUGCGCCACGCAAAAUCAAAGUCGACCUUCCUACAAUACAGCCCGAAGCCGAACCAGAAGCUCCUCCAGCAAAGAAAGCCCGUACCGCCGGCAAGUUUGGUGGCUUCAACUCCUUCCUGCCCGCUCCAAAACGAACCGUCGAAGCCAAAAAGGGCCUAGGGUCUGGCGUCAACCUCAAGACUGGCGCAGAGCCUGCAUUCAGCAGAGAAAGAGUAGAACCUGACCCGGCAGCUUUUGCGCCAAAGGAUACAAGUGAAGAGAUCAAGAAGGAUGCAGACACAUCAUUACCAGCUCCUUUCCAGGACGAGGCACCCAAAGAGGUCAAACCUGUAGGCAACGCUAUGAAGUUCAAGCCAUUGUCUGUCGCCAGGAAGAAGGCUCCCAAGAAGAAGGUUCUGCCAAACGCCGCUCCUGCUGCUCCAUCACCAGUUGCACAACCCGUUGCAGAGCCGCCAAAAGCUCCUGCUCCUAAACCUAAGGUUUCUCUAUUCUCGGUCACCCAAGACGACACAUCAAAUCCCCCCAAUGCCCCUGUGGCAGACUAUCAGCCCUUACUCGCCGAGCCAGCAGCGGCUCCCAUUGAAACGUUCGAACCAGCUGUAUCCGCACCAGCUCCCGUACACUCCGAUCCCAACUCUCUUACUGCCAUUGCCGACGAUCUUGGACUGUCAGCAGGAGAGCGAAGAAGACUGUUCGGCCGCAACAAAGAUGCCGCUGCCUUCGCCAACGUCACACAUCUCAACAUGGAAGAAGAGUACAAUAACAACGAGCAGCUCCGUCUCCAAGGCCAGGCCGUCGAACAUAGAGCUGUCAAGGCUGUCGCUCCAGGAAAGCACAGCUUGCAACAGCUUGUCAAUUCUGCUGCUUCACAGAAAGAGGCAUUGGAAGAUGCUUGGGCUCAGGGUCGUAGGAACAAGGCUGAGGCUGGUAGUCACUAUGGCUUCUGA